Messenger RNA from Drosophila elegans, 1839 nucleotides. RefSeq lists its product as uncharacterized. The coding region runs from base 1 to 1839 and encodes 612 amino acids. NCBI's taxonomy places the organism in Eukaryota, Metazoa, Arthropoda, Insecta, Diptera, Drosophilidae. The record is from RefSeq and is a predicted model, not a curated record. The transcript has 2 exons.
AUGGAUGGCCAUUGCCCAAUGUGGAUCCUGAGCGGCCUUUGCCUGCUUAGCCUGGUCAGGGCCGCCACGGUAAUUGAAUUACUGGGUAAUAUAAAGCUGGAGUCCGAUUUUGAGUACGUGCUGGUUAUGAAGAAUAGGAACUUCAGUCUGCCGGAAUGGAAUGGCAGUGCGUUGGCAAAGGAAAUCAUGGAAAGAUUAGAAGUGCCUGUCCUUCAACUGGACGAGAAAAUGAGCUACUUUUUGCACAACAAAAUCAGCAGAAGUCUGGUGUCCAUAGUGCUUAUAAGUAGUGGAAAUCUGGAGGAGCACAGAAGUCUACUCAAAGCCCUAGUGGCAAAUCUCAGGCACAUGACCACUUCUAGAGUGAUUUUUCUCAUACAAACGGAGGCAUCAACUGAAUUACUUAACGAAUUAUUUAGGGAAUGCUGGCAAAAAAAGCUAUUAAAUGUUAUCGUUCUAUUCGAGGAUUAUGAAACAACAUCAACCUUCUACAGCUACUCGCAUUUUCCUAUUCUACAAAUAGAAGAGCGUCUCUACGAACCGACUAUACAAACCUUAGGCAUUUUUCCCGAUCGCCUGAGAGACUUCCAUGGCUACGAAAUGCCCGUGAUUAUUGGAGGAACAUCUCCCCGAAUCAUUGCUUAUCGCAACAAGAAAGGUCAAGUGGUCUAUUUGGGAACCGUGGGUCAUUUCAUGACCGCUUUUCAGCAGAAAUACAACGUUAGAUUUAUCCAGCCACUGCAGGCCAAAAAUCCUCUGGAUUUUGCUCCCUCGAUUGAAACGGUUGCCGCGGUGCGAAACGAGACCGUGGAGAUAUCGAUGUCCCUGACUUACCCAACAAUUCCUCCAUAUGGUUUUAGUUACCCUUAUGAACAGCUGAAUUGGUGUGUGAUGUUGCCGGUUGAGGCCGAUGUUCCACCUCUAGAAUUUUAUACAAAGGUUUUUGAGCUGGCCGCUUUUUUGCUUACCUUGGCAACUCUUGUGAUAAUAUCAUGCCUUUUGGCCAGCACUUUGCGGCUCCAUGGCUAUCCAACUAACAUUAGUGAGUACCUGCUCCACGACAGUUGCUUGAGGGGCGUGCUAGGGCAAUCCUUUGUGGAGGUUUUCCGAGCACCAACCCUAGUGCGUGGUAUAUAUCUGGAGAUCUGCGUUCUAGGCAUCCUGAUCACAGCCUGGUAUAACUCCUACUUCUCCAGUUACGUGACCAGCGCCCCCAAGCAGCCCGCUUUAAGAACUUACGAUGAUAUUCUGGCCUCUAGACUAAAGGUGUUGGCUUGGAAACCGGAAUACGCGGAGCUAUUUGGACGACUUCUGGAGUUUCGCAAAUACGAACCUAUGUUCCUGAUCGAACCGCAGUUUAGCCGAUAUCUCGCAAUACGUGACACGCUGGACACUCGGUAUGGCUAUAUGAUAGCCACCAACCGAUGGGUGUUGAUUAACGAGCAGCAAAAGGUCUUUUCGCGACCCCUUUUCCGAAAACGAGAUGACUUUUGCUUUUUCAACAACGUACCCUUCGGAUUUCCCCUGCACGAGAACUCGGUGUUUAUGGAACCGGUGCUCAAGUUGAUUAUGGAGUUGGCCGAAACAGGACUGACUUUUCACUGGAUGGCCAUGGGUUUUUCGGAACUCAUUGAUGCGGGCGAGAUGCACUUUGUGGACUUGAGUCCUCGUCGCGGGUUCAGGGCAAUGCAGAUCCAGGAUUUGCAGUACGUAUGGUACGGUUUUGGCUUCAUGGUGGUGUUCUCCACCCUGGUUUGGCUGCUGGAAAUCCUAAGCUACAGACUUAAAACUAAACCUAUUUUCUCACGACCUUUAAAAUUUCGAAACCAAAAUAUGUAA